Messenger RNA from Cydia fagiglandana, 5139 nucleotides. RefSeq names its product guanylate cyclase 32E-like. Gene Ontology annotation, cellular component: plasma membrane. NCBI's taxonomy places the organism in Eukaryota, Metazoa, Arthropoda, Insecta, Lepidoptera, Tortricidae. The transcript has 33 exons. The record is from RefSeq and is a predicted model, not a curated record. Gene Ontology annotation, biological process: receptor guanylyl cyclase signaling pathway; intracellular signal transduction; protein phosphorylation. Bases 8 to 4516 code for a protein of 1502 amino acids. Gene Ontology annotation, molecular function: ATP binding; adenylate cyclase activity; cysteine-type peptidase activity.
GACUCAGAUGCGAGACUUGGGCGUUGUGGCGUUUUUCGGCCCCGAUGACACGUGCCAUACCGAGGCGAAGCUGGCGGCAGCUUGGAACCUACCGCUUAUAUCGCAUAAAUGCGCCGAUGACAGUCCAAAGCGGGAUGACAAGGCCACGGACCGUGAAGCGCGCGUAAGCCUUGGCGUCACGUUCGCGCGGACCCUGCCCCCGGCCUUCAAGAUCAGCAAGUCCGUCAUGGCCCUGCUAAAGGCUUUCAGCUGGAAUAAGUUCGCCAUUGUGGCUGGUGAAGGGGUCGCGGCACAACAGAAGGACGCUAUUAAGAAACUGGCAACGCACAAUGACAUGAUAGUAACGGCGGAGCACAAUUUUCCUUAUUACAUACCCUUGAACAUAUCCAACAUGGAGAAGAUAGUGGACCAAACUUACGACAAGACGAGAGUGUACGUGUUCCUGGGUGAGCACAUAGCGCUGGUGGACUUUGUGAAGGUGCUUCAGGGCCGCGGGCUGCUCCAGACUGGCGACUACGCCGUGGUGGCGGUCGACGACGAGAUAUACGACCCAAGCACCUCCGCCAUCGCCCAUGCUGAUCAUCUGGGUCAAAAUAGCAGUAGCGACGUCAUGGCUUUCAGGGCUGUACUCAAACUGACGCCAUCAUUUCCAACGAAUCCUAUUUAUGAGGAGCUGUGUCAGAUGAUACGCAACCACUCGGCUGCGCCCCCGUUCUGUGUGCCCAAUUACCAUAAGCUUUACGAAGACGCCUCUGUACCAAUAGAAGCGGCUCAUUUGUACGACGCAGUGGUACUCUGGGCCAGGGCUGCCACCGCCGCGAUGCGGGCGGGGCUCCCGGCUACCGACGGGGCCUCCCUGAUGAAGCUUCUUCGACCCACUACUUACCGCUCUGUUCAGGGAUUUGAUGUAUAUAUGGACAGCGCAGGCGAUGCUGAGGGCAACUUCACGGUCAUAGGGCUGGUGGAAGAUGAGACGGGCCCAGGGGGAUGGCGAGCUGCGCCGGUGGCUACCUUCCGAUACGCCAACUCUUCAGACAUGCUACCGGAGCUGGUGGGUGCCAACAAAAUCGUCUGGCUGAACGGAAAGCCGCCAGCAGCCGAGCCGCCCUGCGGCUUCGACAGACUAAAGUGUUCCCUGCCCCACGACCCGGGCGUACUAGCGGCCAUUAUCGCGGUAGCCGCGGCGGCCAUACUUGCGCUCGCGCUGCUGUUGAGGCAUUAUAGAUACGAGCAGAAGCUGGCCAGUGUACUCUGGAGGAUCGAGGCGAAGGAUCUGACGUUUAUACUAGCCCGCAAUGAUGGGGAUAAGACGUUAGUUCCUCAAAACAACGAAGCGAGGCGAGCGCACACGACCAUCGCGAUGUACAGAAGCAACAUAGUGGCUGUCAAGAGGCUGCAGAAGAAGAGUAUCGACGUCACUAGGGCUAUUAAGAAAGAGUUGAAACAGAUUCGCGAACUUCGUCAUGAAAACAUAAACGCGUUCGUCGGUGUUUGCGUGGAGGCUGGCUCCACAUGCAUCGUGUCGGCUUACUGCUCCCGCGGCUCGCUAGCCAGAGUGCUGGCUGACCGCGACCUGCACCUGGACGACAUGUUCGUGGCCAGCCUGGUGGCGGAUCUGCUACGGGGACUAACGUACCUGCACGAUUCAGCGCUCGUCUCGCACGGAAACCUCACGAGCAGCAACUGCCUUGUCGACAGCCGAUGGGUGCUGCAGAUUGCUGACUACGGACUGCAUAAUCUCAAGUAUGGCUGCGCCGACGCGGAAGACGCACUGCGCAUGGAACGGCGCAUGCUCUGGCGCGCGCCCGAACUGCUCCGAGACCCCAACCCCCCCUCCCGCGGCUCGCAGAAGGGGGACGUGUACUCCUUCGGUAUCAUCCUGUACGAGAUACUGGGGAGAAACGGACCAUGGGGCGAUACCAAUCUAACUAAUGCUGAGAUAAUCGGCCGAGUAAGACAACCAAUUGGCGGCGUCCUCUUCAGGCCGCCGAUGAGCGGCUUAGCGGCCAGACCGUCGGUCUUAGCUGUCCUGAACGCGUGCUGGAGCGAGCGGCCUGACCGCCGACCUGACUUACGGCUAGUUCGACUCAGACUUAAGGAUAUGCAUGCUGGCAUGAAAACGAAUAUAUUUGACAACAUGCUGGCAAUGAUGGAGAAGUACGCAAGUAAUCUGGAAGCGCUGGUGGCGGCCAGGACUGAACAGUUACUCCAGGAGAAGCGACGCACGGAUGACCUGCUGCACAGAAUGCUGCCCAGGACAGUGGCAGAGGCCCUGAAGCGGGGUGAGAGGGUCCAAGCUGAGAGCUACGACUGCGUGACGAUAUACUUUAGUGAUAUCGUGGGUUUCACCAAUCUAGCGGCCACCAAUACGCCUAUGCAGGUGGUGGAAAUUCUGAAUGACUUAUACACAUGCUGUGAUGCCAUCAUAUCAUAUUACAACGUUUACAAGGUGGAGACAAUAGGUGACGCAUACAUGGUGGUCGGGGGCGUACCCGAACGCUGUUCGCGGCACGCGGCAGAGGUGGCUUCGCUCGCGCUUCAUGUGCUGGACGCGGUGCCUAAGAUCCGAAUGAGGAAUAUGCCAGCCGCUCGACUUCAUAUACGAAUCGGUAUACACAGUGGGCAGUGCGCUGCGGGCGUGGUGGGUGUCAAAAUGCCUCGCUACUGUCUGUUCGGGGACACGGUCAACACUGCGGCACGUAUGGAGUCCAGCGGCGAACCGCAGAGGAUCCACGUCAGCAACGACACUUACAAGCUGCUGCGACAGCAUGGCGGGUACCAUUUCAAGGAGAGAGGGAUUGUUAAUAUCAAGGGUAAGGGCGACAUGAAAACUUGGUGGCUGGUCGGAGAGGACCAUGAGAGGAGAAAAAACUCACUUUCCCGAUAUCGAGCAGAAGCAUCAUUGCAAUGGCCGCAAACAUACCAUUUUAGAGCAACUCUAAAAAUACCGUCAGCAAACGUAAUUGAACCUUAUGAGGUCUGGUCUAAUGGCGUGGAAGGACAUCACAGAUUUGACUUCUACAAAGGAAUGUCUAAAAUGUACCAGAAACGACACGGAAAAGUGAACAAUGUCGUCCAAUUCCAAUACUAUUGGGUAACCCCCGACCCGAUGAAUGUCAAUCAAAACGAUAUAGUUUGUCGCCAACUAACAGUGAAUUCUACCGAAGUAAAGCGGCUUUACCACUAUUUGCCGCCUACCUACAACUACAAGGAAACAGGUCCAGAUGUCAAUCAAACCACAAAAUGGGAGUACCAGUAUACUCAGCAGCAAUAUGGCGCCGUUUUCAAAUAUGCCCUCUGGACGACGGGACAAGCCAAUGAAUGGGUACCUGUGAGAUAUGAGUACAGGAUGUUUUAUAAAGGCGUCGAACGCGAUUUUAUUCAGCAUGUUUAUGAAUACUUCAGUCGUUCCAAACCAGACGCCGUUGUGUAUAAAAUCCCACAUAACCUUCGAUGCAAUUCUCCUUCCGUAAGAAACAGUGAAAGCGAUUUUGAACACCGUUUAGAUCUCGAAAGCCCUAUCUUGCAACAAAACGUGACGGACUUAUUUGAAAGAUUCAAGUUGGCACAUAAUAGACAAUACAAAAAUAUCGAAGAGCACUUCAUGAGGUUAUCUGUGUUCCUGAAAAAUGUCAGAUACAUACAGUCUGUCAACAGCCAACAAGGAUCUUACAAACUGUCUGUCAACCAAUUUGCAGACUUGACAGAGGAUGAGUUGGCAUUGUUAUCUGGUACUAAACUCAAAGGGGAAACAGUCAAUUCGACGCAUAGUUUUUUAGAUAAUGACGAUAUUGAGGACAGUAAGGACUUCGAUUGGAGAUCGUAUGAUGCAGUGACGCCAGUUAAAGAUCAGACAUUUUUAUGCGGGAGUUGCUACGCGUUCACAGUCGCCGCGGCCAUCGAGUCAGCGGCAUACAUCAGUAAUGGCUGUAACAACCUGGUAGAAGCCAGCGAACAAGCAAUCAUAGACUGCUCGACGGGCAAGAAUGGAAAUGGCAAUCAGGGAUGUAAUGGUGGAUUUUUAAGUUCUAGCCUGCAAUGGGUCAAAAAGAAUGGCAUUCCCUUAAGAAAAGAUUAUGGACCUUAUUUGGCAAUGGAGGGAUAUUGUCAUUUGAAACAAACACGAUUAAUGUAUAUACACAAUUACAUCAGAUUGCAGAACGAAAUCAAGGCCAUUAAGGCCGCUCUUCGUCAGCACGGUCCUCUGGCGACCGUCAUGCAUGUACCGGGGUCGUUAUAUUACUAUCGCUCUGGAGUGUACGAUGAUAAUACCUGUCUAUCAGUACCGGGAAGUCAAACACACGCCGUACUCAUAGUUGGCUACGGGAAAGAAAACGGUAAAAGGUACUGGCUGGUCAAGAACUCAUGGGGCGCUAGAUGGGGCGACGAAGGUUACUUCAAACUAGACAUGGAGAAAAACUUGUGUGGAAUAACGAAUCUAGUAUACGCUGUUGUUGAUCCGAAUUCGCUUAGAAAACAGUGUAAGAAAGUUAGCUUUGGAGAGGUGUUAAAAUAAAAUAUCUAGUUUAUUUUCCAAGUUCAGUGGAGGUUGUUGAAACUUGUAGAGAUUCUUAAUGAAACAGCUUACUACGCUGCUGGCUGAAGUUAUAAAUAAUGUAAGAAAUUAAAAGUAGUAUGAGAAUUUAAAAUGAUUCAACCUUUUCAAUUUUGUUACCCCUGUUGUAACCUCGGAAAACGUUACCCUAAUUUUUAUAACAUUUUACAACCAAAAUCAAGUAUUGUCUACCGUUGUCUACCGUCUUGUCUACCGUUUGUACAAACGCGAAUUUUUCGAAGAUUUGUAGGUAUAAGAGUUUCCAUUUCUAUGACAAAUGGUCAAAAAUAUGCACAGAGAAAUAAUCGCCUGCUUUAAAUACCAAAAAAAAAGUCGCAACACAGGAAAUAAAAUGCGUUUGUACGGGACAGCCCGUGGAAUGCUCCUUAUAUGUUUUAGGACCAAAUAUGUACGUCACCUAUUAAGUUUAUUUUACCUUCACAUUUGUUAAACAUUUGAUUCCUCGUGCUAAACUAUAACUUAAUUAUCUAGUGAUUCAUAUUUUUUAUUAUUAUAUUGUUAAUAAAUAUUUCUCAAUAUGUAUUAGAUGUUUUAAAUUUUAGAAUUUAGGUUUUUCGGUUCAU